UCCCUGCUGGCCUCUCUCUGUCUCUCUCUCUUUCCUCCUCUCCCGUCUGACACUAGUCUACCUGAAGGGGAAGUGCACAAAGCGGAUCAGGAGAGCUGGCCGGUGUCGUGCCCGGGCCCGGUGCGCUAUGCUGCGGUAAACCAGCAGAGGAAGAGACGGCGCUGACGGGGAUGUAGAGACGAGGCUCGCAGGCACCGCUCCCCCGGACCCUGCACCGGCUCUGCCCGGCCGGCUCUGCACCGGCUCUGCCCGGCUCUGCACCGGCUCUGCCAAGCACACAAGAUGUCGACCAGAACGCCAUUGCCCACGGUGAACGAGCGCGACACCGAGAACCACUCAUCAGUGGAUGGCUUUGUCGAGCCCCCAGCUCCACCAACAAAGUCGGCGAGUCGUCACAGCCUCCCAAGAUGUCGCAACUCUUUCACCUCAACGGAUGAGCAGCCUCAUAUUGGCAACUAUCGCCUCCUCAAGACCAUUGGCAAGGGAAACUUUGCCAAAGUGAAGCUGGCACGGCACAUCUUGACUGGAAGAGAGGUGGCGGUGAAGAUUAUAGACAAAACCCAGCUGAAUCCAACCAGUCUACAGAAGCUCUUCAGGGAAGUCAGAAUAAUGAAGCUAUUGAAUCAUCCUAAUAUAGUAAAAUUGUUUGAAGUUAUUGAAACCGAGAAGACGCUUUAUUUGGUAAUGGAAUAUGCAAGCGGCGGAGAAGUGUUUGAUUAUCUAGUGGCUCACGGCAGGAUGAAGGAGAAAGAGGCCAGGGCCAAGUUCAGACAGAUUGUAUCUGCAGUGCAGUAUUGUCACCAGAGAAGGAUAGUACACCGAGAUCUAAAGGCGGAGAACUUAUUGCUUGAUGCAGAUAUGAACAUCAAGAUAGCCGACUUUGGCUUCAGCAACGAGUUCACAGUGGGCAGUAAGCUGGACACUUUCUGUGGCUCGCCGCCGUACGCUGCACCCGAGCUCUUCCAAGGAAAGAAGUACGACGGCCCCGAAGUGGACGUGUGGAGCCUCGGGGUCAUUCUCUACACGCUGGUCAGCGGAUCACUGCCCUUCGAUGGGCAGAACCUAAAGGAGCUGAGGGAGCGGGUGCUGCGGGGAAAGUACCGCAUUCCUUUCUACAUGUCCACAGACUGUGAAAACCUGCUGAAGAAACUCCUGGUCCUCAACCCAGUGAAACGAGGCAGUCUGGAGCAAAUCAUGAAAGACCACUGGAUGAAUGUGGGCCACGACGAGGAUGAGCUCAAACCGCACAUCGAGCCUGAGGCGGACUUCGGCGAUUCAUCCAGAAUAGAGCUCAUGGUGACGAUGGGUUUCCCCAAAGAUGACAUCACGGACUCGCUACAGAAACACAAGUACAACGAGGUCAUGGCUACCUACCUACUAUUAGGCAGAAAAGCUCCGGAGUUCGAGGGCAGCGAGCCUCUGACUAACAGCAUCCUGGGUCAGCGACAGAGGCCGACCAGCGACAUCAACAAUAGUUCCAGCAUUUCUCCCGCCCAUCCCAAAGUCACGCGCAGCAUCUCGACCAAUCAGAAGCAGCGCCGCUACAGUGAUCAUGGUGGGGAUGAUGAUGGUGGCGGUAUCAUAGAGAAGCCAAUGGGUCCAUCCGUGCCACCAGCAGUGUCGUAUUCGAAGCGUGGUCAGGCCCUGAGCGUGGAGAGUGACCACAGGGAGGAGUGGGAUGGAGCGCGCCGGUUAGAGCUCAGCACGUCCAAAGGAGACGUUCCCGCCUCGCCAUCGGGGGUGCAAGAGAGAAAGAAAGCUACAAGUGCAGUGGGGACCAAUGGUUCAAUGACUCGUAGGAACACGUACGUAUGUGAACGAUCCUCUACUGACCGCUACGUGGCUAUUCCCAACGGCAAAGACAGCAGUUUAACCGAAGUGUCCGGUAGCACCUCUUCAACUGCAAUGAGCUCGACGCGACCGCGUCACACCAAGUCCAUGUCAUCAUCAGGGCAUCCUUCAAAGAGCACACUGCCCCCCAUCGAUGACAACACAGAGCUCAAGUCCAGCUCCUCUCCACGUGGUCCCUCCGCCUCUCCAUCUGCACACAGUAUUAGCACCCCGGAGAAGAACCGCUUUCCCCGAGGAACCACCAGCCGCAGCACCUUCCACGGAGCUCAGCUCAGAGACCGCCGCAGCGCCACGUACAACGGCCCCCCAGCUUCCCCUACUUUGUCCCAUGACACUGGGGCUCUGGCACAGCAGCGCAGGGGAACUUCCACAGGCAUCAUCAGCAAGAUCACCUCCAAAUUUGUCCGCAGAGCUCUGUCUUUCAGGUCGUCCCGGAGGGUGCCGAGUGAAGGAGAGGCCAGCGCCAGGACAGAAACGCCGAGGAGCACAUCUGGUGAAACUAAGGAGGACGGCGGUCGGGACUCUAAGCCCCGCUCGCUGCGUUUCACGUGGAGCAUGAAGACCACCUCCUCCAUGGAGCCCGCCGACAUGAUGAGAGAGAUCAGGAAAGUUCUGGAUGCCAACAGCUGCGACUACGAGCAGCGCGAGCGUUUCCUGCUCUUCUGCGUCCACGGCGACGCUCGCCAGGAUAACUUGGUCCAAUGGGAGAUGGAGGUGUGCAAGCUGCCCCGCCUUUCACUCAACGGCGUGCGCUUCAAGAGGAUAUCGGGCACGUCCAUCGCCUUUAAAAACAUCGCCUGCAAAAUUGCCAAUGAGCUCAAACUGUGACGGCAGAUGGAGGCCCAGGCAGUCUCCUGUGAGCUCUGGCUACAGUCUCAUCUCCUCACUGGAUUAGUGUUGACUUACACGACAAAAUCAGCACUGAAGGUCCUCACCUGGAAGAGUCAGGGUGGGCUCGGCUGGUGACGUGCAAUACUGGCCACGAAUGUACUGUACAGGGUAGUGGGUCAGAGAGAUCACGAGGUUUAACCUGUGUGACAGACAGACAGCGAAAACCGCUAACCCUUCCCUUCGUUUUCUCCGUCCGACCCCCCCAUCCCUCUCUCAUCAGCCCGCUGCUCCGUGUCUGAGGACGUAGUCUUGAAACAAAUGCAGUAUGCAACUGAAGAUGACCAUCCUGCAAUAAUGUUUUCAGUCUCUUUUUCUAAUUGCCUACUUCAAGAUCUAUUCUCCAUGCUAAAUAACCAUUGAAAUUACUGUAAGCUAAAAUAACCGCUUUUCCACCUGUUUUAAGGCAGUAUAUAGAUCAGGCUGGAGCCCAUACUAAAACUAUGUAAAAAGAGAAUUGUACUGUAUGCAUAACAUCUGCAGGUACUGUAUUGUAUAUUGAUUUUGAGUUCUGUACAGAAUUUUACUGUUAAUACCGUCUUUUUUUUCAUGGGAUUGAGUUAUUUCCUAAUUGAGGUCUUUUAGAUCAUCGUUCUUUCUGUCUGUGAGGUUUUUUUUUGUAAGAGCCACCAUAAACAUAGUGUUUUUAAUUUUAUUUAAACGGCACUAAAUUAUUUUGUGGAGUAUGAAGGGAUGUGUUCCCUCGCCUUUUACGUUUUUUUUUUUUGUUUUUUUUUGCCUAUGGGGAAAAAACAACUACAAAAACAACAAAAAAAAAAACACUAAGUUGCACCACACAGACUUGAGUAGUAAAUUCAGUUGUGACUGAAAAUGUGUUCACUUUAUUUUCUCUCUGCAGCAGGUACUGGUGAUCGGAGAUCGCUGCUGCAGUUGCACAAGUAUUCCAGGGUGAUCUGUAUGAACAUGAGAGUAUGCGAUUGUUUCUUUCAUGUCAGUUUGUUGGUCCUCAGUUACAAAAAAAAAAAGCAGGGUUUAAAUCGGUUUACUCUAGAAAGCAGUGAUCAGGAUGUCUUGAUCCAGACAGCUGAGGAUGCAUGAGAAGUCAAAUUUUGAGAUUUUGAGAUUUAGUCGUGGAGCCUUUCUAAAGAGCCUGAUUUGGUCCUGCUACCAUGUGAUUCUGCAGGUACUUGUAUAUCUCCUUGCUUAUUGUUAUUAUUAUUAUUUUUUUUUAAUUCAUCAGAUUUUAUUGUAUUUAUUCCAUUACAUUGUAAUGUGCUGCUUUGUAGAUUUGAGGCGUGCACUUUGUUGGAGAAAAUUAAAAGGAUUUUAUUUGU
Cololabis saira (Pacific saury) is the source of this 4034-nucleotide messenger RNA. RefSeq names its product serine/threonine-protein kinase MARK1-like. NCBI's taxonomy places the organism in Eukaryota, Metazoa, Chordata, Actinopteri, Beloniformes, Belonidae. Gene Ontology annotation, molecular function: ATP binding; tau-protein kinase activity; protein serine/threonine kinase activity. The transcript has 19 exons. Gene Ontology annotation, biological process: intracellular signal transduction; microtubule cytoskeleton organization; protein phosphorylation. Gene Ontology annotation, cellular component: cytoplasm. The coding region runs from base 283 to 2679 and encodes 798 amino acids. The record is from RefSeq and is a predicted model, not a curated record.